UUCACCUUCAGAUAUCGUCCCUGCAUAACUUCUAUUAAGAAUCUCUAUCAACAUAAUGAACGGAUCAGUGAACAGUGCGCCCACCAUUUUAGACAUCAAGCUGAAAAGAGGACCGGCGGGACUUGGUUUUAACAUAGUUGGGGGUCUUGAUCAGCAGUAUGUUAUGAAUGAUAGUGGGAUCUAUGUAGCCAAAAUUAAAGAGAAUGGAGCUGCUGCUUUGGAUGGAAGACUGCAGGAGGGAGACAAGAUAAUAGCGAUAAAUGGCCAUAGACUUGAUAGCCUGUCCCACAGUGCAGCUGUAGAACUGUUCCGCACAGCAGGCGAGGAUGUGGAGCUGCGUGUACAACAGAGGCCUCCACACACACUAAACGGUUCGACAAGCUCUCGAUCAGACGGAGAAUCCUCACUCCUUCCAGUUGCACUGAUCGCGAUCGCAGUCGGAGCAGUCGCAGUAGCUGCUUUCCUCGCCUAUAGACGCCUCCCGCUGAAUCCCAGGAAAGCAAUUUAACUCUUCGAUCCAAUUUUAUGGACAAAAUUUGGAUUAUGAAAACAGUGACACUCGUGGGGUCCAAAAACAUCAGCGCAAGAAAGAAAAAAAAAAAACAACAACCCUAAAACAUAAAGUGCUUUGGUGGCAUUCCAUUCCUAAAUUCGAUAUUGUUCGCAUUGUAAUUAUUAUUAUUAUCAUGACAAGAUUGAGCUGUUCUUCAUUUCAAGAUAAUCACAGACACUUAGUCGAAAUUCUAAGCAUCUAAAGCAUCAUGUUAGCUUGGUCACAGUUAUUAGAAAAGGGAGAUUAGUGAAGCGAAGAUGUGCGUAGCAGGGUGUUCCAUGUAACUGAACUGGCCUCGUGGGAAAGGCUCAGACAGGUGGAAGAUGGUGGUGGGGACACAGGCAAUGAAAAGACGCAGACCCUCAACCCCCCCCUGGCCCCUCAGCGUUCUCUCAGAGCAGAGCAGAGCUGAGCUGGACCAGAAUACGUAGGCCGUGUGGUUCUUGGAUGAUUCAACGGAGCCCUGAAGCUCUCCCUCUGAGCUAGUUUGUCUCUCCAGGUUACUCAGGGCUCUUAGUGUAUUUUGCUUUUGCUCUGAAUUGAUGCAGAUUUUUUUUUUUUUUUUUGCUAUGUUUGUGUAUUUGUUUUCUUUGUUUGUCUUGCCCAUCCCAUUGCUCAUUCAUUUCAUAUAACCUUGCUUUAAAAGAAAAAAAUAAAAAAGUCAGUUAAGAUUAAACAGGUCUGGUGAGAGAGCACUUUGCGUUCUUUAGGAGGGUUAGGGCAGAUAUAACAAAAUCUGUCGUGGGGCUUCAGCAAUAACAGUUUUGCUAAUCUGCUAAAAUCAGUCAUGUAAUCUCAUCCAAACACAUGGACAGAUAAACAACAGGCUCCGUUGCAGCACUUUGGUUUGUUUUCAUGUUGUUCAGCAUAAGGUUUUACCAAAUCGUUUUCAGAAAUGAGUAACUAUAUAUGUAUGUAUGUAUACCUGUACUUUUCUCUUCUGUCACAUGAAAUGCUUUUUUAAAUGACUUUGUUCGUUUGUUUUUCUUUCUUUUUUUGAUUUUUUUGUUGAGAAUUUGUAGCAUGUGUUUAUGGAAAGGGAAAUGUGGAAACUGAGCCUAUACAAGAAAUGGUUUCACAAGAUUUUGUUUUUUUUUUUUCCAAAAGAAAGAAAAAUACAUCGCAAAGGUCCCAGCAUCAUGACACUCUGUGGUGCCUCCUGUCCACUGGAAAUCUGACACGGCUCAGGAAAUGAUAGUAGAACUUUCCGCAGUUCACCUACAAAUUCAAUGGUUUUUUGUUGUCACGCUAAUCUCAGCCGUAUGUCUCUCUUUCUGUCAUGGUAUGGGGGAUCCUUGGCAAAUGCUUUAAAUAAGUGCCAUUCUGUGUGUCUCACAUGCAGUUGCGGAAGUUUUACUAUCUGGCCAAACCAAAUGGAAAGAUCAGUAGAACCUCUUUUAUAAUUAUGUAGUCUGUUGCAAGCAUAACUUUACAAAAUAAAAAGGUGCAGAAUUCACAAGCAAUGCUCAUUAAAUGAUCUGGUUGUGAACUUUGUGCACGUAAACAACAAUCAAGAGAUAUUUAAGUUAUAUUCUCCUCAGUGAUGUCUGGCUGCACAGAGUUGUUUUUAAUUCAUUCGGGCCUGAUAUGCAAACACGCCUUUGACUUUGACAAAAAGAAGGAGAGAGAUCGGGAGAGAGAAACGAAAACGAAUACAGACGGUCAAUACUUGCUCUCAACCUCCUACGCAAAAUCAAACUUGAUCCCCCACACAGCUGUGGGCACAGUGCCACUCAUCUAGACAUGAUCUUUGGAAGACUGAAAAACAACAACAGGGCUUUUUCUGUUUGUCAGAUUUGGAAUAACGGCAUCAUAAUCGUUUUAUGUGUGUGAUCAGUGAAUUGUUCUGUGAUCAGUCAAGAUGUGUGAUUGGAAUAUAAGGUGUCUGUCUGGUGUCUUUGGUUCACGCCGUGAAAAUGGAAUGGGAUGAUAUGUUCAAGUGCACUAUGAUUUCAGGUGUUAACGUAAAUUAUUGGUGAGGCCUUAUGGUUAAAUUGUACAUCACUGGGUAAUGACUCAGCAGCAGUGUGAAUGUGUUAGCAUGCCUGGGAAGGAGUCCCUAAUAAAGCUUGAACCGAUUUCUUAAGGCUAUGUACACUUGGCACGGGAAAAACGGAUGCUUACAGAGGAGUGUAAAGGGAAUAGAACGUAGGGACAUGACUGGUAUAUUGUCAAAGUUAGCAAAACUGCUGGCGUGUUUCAGUACUGAGCUAAUGCAGAAGCAGGCUGGCUUGUGGGAUAUACAGAAAUGUGCUUAGUUAACAGUCAGGAAAAUGGGUUUUGAUUUUUUUUUUUUUUUUUAACAGGAGGCCAAGAAGUUUGUAAAGUUCAUCACAUUGUUGUUCACUAUUUUUGACUUGCUUAACAUAUGCGUCUAUCUACAGUUGUCAUCCGUCAGCUAAGCCUGUUCUGUUUUACAUGACUCCUCAAUAGGUACACUGACAUGUAUGCAAAUUUGUGCCUUAAACUAGAGCUGGUAAUACUGUAAUGCUUUUGAGU
Chanos chanos (milkfish) is the source of this 3052-nucleotide messenger RNA. Its product is annotated as synaptojanin-2-binding protein. The coding region runs from base 56 to 508 and encodes 150 amino acids. The record is from RefSeq and is a predicted model, not a curated record. Gene Ontology annotation, biological process: establishment or maintenance of epithelial cell apical/basal polarity; cell-cell adhesion; embryo development. Lineage: Eukaryota; Metazoa; Chordata; Actinopteri; Gonorynchiformes; Chanidae. The transcript has 4 exons. Gene Ontology annotation, cellular component: cell junction; mitochondrial inner membrane; basolateral plasma membrane. Gene Ontology annotation, molecular function: protein kinase binding.